Messenger RNA from Fusarium keratoplasticum, 945 nucleotides. RefSeq lists its product as uncharacterized. Lineage: Eukaryota; Fungi; Ascomycota; Sordariomycetes; Hypocreales; Nectriaceae. Bases 1 to 945 code for a protein of 314 amino acids. The record is from RefSeq and is a predicted model, not a curated record. The transcript has 2 exons.
AUGAAGUACACGCUCCUUACCGCCGCUGCCUUGGCCACUGUCGCCAUCGCCGCUCCUGCGCCUGAAAAGGCCCUUUCUCUGGGAGAUCUGGGUCUCGGUGGCGGUGACAACAAGGCCACCGUCAAUGGCGACACCUUAACUCUCGUUCUUAAUCUUCAGCCCCUCCUCGACGCCUUGCUUGGCAACGCCAACAACGUCGAGGUCCCCACGAAUAGAAAGGCUAAGGCUAAGCGUGGGCAUGGUCAGGGUGCUCAGCUUGUCAACACGGUUAAGGAUCUUGUUAGCAAGAUCCAGGGCCACGCCAGUGAUGUUGACAACACUCUGCUCAGAAUCAGGACUGGAGGUCUCUCCAGGGGUCAAGGAAGAGCGCAGUGCCUUGAUCUCCUCGGGUCCAUUUCGUCUCUGCUCCAUGAUACCCUCGGCAGCCUCAAUGGCCUGUCCAUCACUGAUCCGGGUGACUACGACCAAGAUGAGCUCCUCGGCCUCCUUGGCGGUCUCACCAACACCCUCUCCAGCACCGUCAACAAUGUUGUCCGUACGCUGGGAUUGGGAGGCGGCCAAGUCGGAUCUGGCACUCUGACCCCUCUCUUCCAGGGUCUCUCCGACCUCCUCGAGUGUGUCGUCGGUAUCGACCCCAGUCUUGGUACUGGUCUUCAGGGCAUCCUGAACUCGCUCCUUGGUGGAGUUGGUACUGGCACCGGUACCGGUACUGGAACGGGCACUGGAGUUGGACUUCUCGGUGGACUUCUGGAUGGCGCUCUGGCCCCUCUGGGGGAUCUAUUGGGAGAUCUUAGGCUCAACGUUGGCAUUAAAGUCGGAGGCAAGGGUUCAAUCGGUGGUGACGACUCAGAUGGUUCCUCUGAUGACGACGACGACGAGACCUCUGGGGGCAACGGUUCUUCUGGUUCUGGAAAUGGAUCUCCUGUUUACAAUGUCCCUACUUAA